Exophiala aquamarina CBS 119918 is the source of this 2397-nucleotide messenger RNA. RefSeq lists its product as uncharacterized. Lineage: Eukaryota; Fungi; Ascomycota; Eurotiomycetes; Chaetothyriales; Herpotrichiellaceae. The transcript has a single exon. The record is from RefSeq and is a predicted model, not a curated record. Gene Ontology annotation, biological process: regulation of DNA-templated transcription. The coding region runs from base 1 to 2397 and encodes 798 amino acids. Gene Ontology annotation, molecular function: DNA-binding transcription factor activity, RNA polymerase II-specific; zinc ion binding.
AUGCCUAGCCAGCCACCAACUCAGCCCGGGCUUUAUGGCCCACCUUCAGCCGGACCGCCUCCGUCAACUCCUUGUUAUUACGUCGAGGUUGAUGGGGGUCAACGUCGUAAGCCUGUCAGAGCUGCUCAGGCUUGCGAUUCGUGCCGGCAGCGGAAGGCGAAAUGUGAUGAAGGGCGGCCGGAAUGUCAGCAUUGCAAGGAGAACGGACUGAAAUGCUCUUAUCGGGAGAUCCCACCGCAAAAAUCCGAAAAGCUAGCUCUUGCAAUCACAGCUCAGCUAGAUGCCAUUACCGACUCCGUCAAGCUGCUGACCGACAAUUCGAGAGCUCAAGCUCAAAAAAUUGAUUCGAUUCGGAACGCGCUUUCACGACUCCGGCCUGACGCGGUUGCUGUCCCAGAGAGCGGCAGUCCGGAGGAUCGGAAGGAAGGCGUGGUACGAACUCCAAAGCGGAACAGCUCAAACCACACGACUCCAUUUAGACGAGAGGAUAGUUCAGAUAUGAGAGCCGCCUCCCAUGUUGCUGCUCGGUCCGCCAAUUCACCCCGCAACGGGGAUCCGGAAACCUAUGAGCUGUCCUUGCCCGCCAAACACACGACUGCAGCACAGUAUCUCCUCCUCUGGCCAUCGAUUGCCGCCUUAGUUCCGCCUGGUAUAUCGACCUCAUACGUCAUGGACGAGGAACGACAAAGAGGCCUCCUGCGGCUCUACGGCUGCGGAGAAGGCGAAGACAAAGGUGACGGGCAUGAGGGAGCGCCCAGUCCUUCCGGCAGCUCAUCUUCGGAUGGACGUCGGCUGGGUGAAGAGAGGACUCCAUCUUCCCAUGGCGUCUGGGGCGUUGGUCAGCUGCAUGCUGCGAGGUGGUCGGAUCAGAGCCAUCCGGCCCGAGAGCACCCCGGUGGUGUCAGCCCUUACGGAGGUCUGAUGCUGGACUCGGAUGCCGUAGAUCGAUAUUUCCGGAGUUUCAUGGAUCACAUCCACAUACUUCACCCAUUUCUCGAACCCAAGGUGCUGCGAAGAAUGAUUCACACUUUCAAAAGGAAUUACAGCUGGGAUUACCGUGCGACACAACCAGCAUCAGUCGUUGGCGCCAAGAGGAAACGGGAAACCACCGAAUCACCAAGCUCGGUGGAUGACCAAAAUACUCCAGACCAUCUGGGAAAUCACACUAUACCGAUAGCGUACAAUCCCGGUGUUGGCUUACCACUCAUCGAGCAUUCCAUCACCAACGCAAUCGUGUUGCUUGUCAUCGCACUGGGCAAGGUCACAGCGCAUCGGGAUCCGCUACCAGGUCCCGCCGCAACCAGAGCCAUGCAGACCGCAACACCUCACAAUACCACGUAUUCGGAUCUGCCGAUGCCGAUGCCCACGUCCGCUCCAACUUCUCCUUUCAACAAUCAAAGGAACUUGAACCGCCACAAUCACAUGUACGCUUCAAGCCCGACCAAUCCUCAGGGGAAGAACAUGGAUAUAAUCCCUGGGUUGGCUUACUUUGCGAAGGCCUCAGAUAUCAUUGGAGAACACCCAGGCGGCAGUGAAGUAUCACAUGUCCAAGCAUAUCUGCUGGCAGGCCUGUACAUGGGACAGCUUGCCCGUAUUAUACCCAGCUACUUUUACAUUCAAAGGGCCUGCAUGGCCGCACAGAUUCUGAUUGAAUCGACCCCGUAUACCUCAAAGUCCAUGAAGCCGGCCCGCCGAAAUCUCGUCAAUUUUGCAUUCUGGUCAUGCUUGCAACUGGAGAGCGACAUUGCCGCGGAGGUUGAAUUACCUCUCAGCGGCAUUACUCGAUACGAGAGCUCUCAGCACAAGGACAUGCCAACAUUGCUCACCCUGGACAGAAUACCCGAGUGUAAUAUGGACCAUGAUAUUCUGCGAUACUACUCGUACCAAAUCCAGCUCCGCUUAACGAUGAAUAGCAUUCACGCGACGCUUUACCACUCUCAGAAAAGUCAGAACACGAGACCCAGCGAUACAAUGAUGUUGGCCUUGGGCGAAAAUUUGGAAGAUUGGAGAAAGAUGUUGAACGAGUGGGAUUGGGACGAUGGCGACCACGAGAGCCCCAAUAUCAACAUCGCGCGUAUGAGAGGGAAGUAUUAUGGGGCCAAGUACAUCAUCUGGCGGCCAGCCCUCCAAUACGCACUUCUGCAGACGGCGCCGGGGAAGAGAGACCCGAUCUCAGAACCGUCUUCUGGAAACGGAGAGAGUUCGGAGUUCACAUCACCAGCAAUGCGUGAUGCGCAUAUUCCGAAUCGCCCGUCCCAGGAGCUGCCGACAAUCAGCAGCCAACUCCUGGAAGGGUCUCAGGUUUGCGUCGAGGCUGCAAUUCGUAGCACUACGGUAUUCGAUAAAGUGCCACGACGACUGGUUACCACCAACAUUUUCGGCACCGUCCAUGCGUAA